Messenger RNA from Funneliformis mosseae, 813 nucleotides. NCBI's taxonomy places the organism in Eukaryota, Fungi, Glomeromycota, Glomeromycetes, Glomerales, Glomeraceae. The record is from the annotation of a GenBank genome assembly.
AUGUUAGAAGAAGAAACUGAAUUAAUAACAAACCAAACCGCAGAAUCUCUUGAAGCUUUAAAUUUUGAUGAGAUUAAUGUUGAUCAUGAAACAGAUGAUGAAAUUGAUGUUAAUUUAUCAUUCCCGUUACUUAUUAACCUUGAAGAUUAUUGUGAAACUAUGUUUAAUGAUGCUAUAAAUGAUAAAUUGCAUCCAUCAAGCAUUGAAUGGCCAAAUGACAUUUAUCAAUUUAUCUUUAAGUAUCGUCAAAAUUAUAAUGCCUCAGCUAUUAAGACUUAUGGUAAACAAUUUGAAAGUGAUUGGUGGUAUACCACAGAAAAAACCAUUUCUAUUAAUAAUAAUUUACUACCAAUUAUUAUCUAUGCUAAUGCAACCACGUGCAAUCACCUUAGUAAAACAUCAGAAUACCCAAUUUAUAUUUCACUAGUUAAUAUUCUAAGUUGGUUGCAAAAUAAACUCCAGGCUAAAGUACUUAUUGGUUAUUUGCUAAAGUUAAAAGCAAAGGAUAGUAUGAAGAGAAAUUCUAAAUAUUUUCAAAAAUUGCAAAGAUUAGUUUUUCAACGAUGUCUUCAAAUAUUAUUAAAACUGAUAUUAAAUCAAGCCGAUAUGCAUUUUGUUAUAAAUAAUGAAAUAUAUCCAUUUACACCAAAGAUAUCGGUCAUCCUUACUGACAUGGCAGAGCCCAGAACAUUUACCUUGACAUAUUUUCCAUCAACUUCUAAACGUUCUUGCAGUUUUUGUUUAAUAAAUAAUGAAGAUCUCAACAAUAUGACGUUAUCCAAUGUUAUUUUACGAAUACUAAAAAAGAUGUAG